This is a messenger RNA of Stomoxys calcitrans (stable fly), 3705 nucleotides long. RefSeq names its product bifunctional 3'-phosphoadenosine 5'-phosphosulfate synthase (gene Papss). Gene Ontology annotation, biological process: sulfate assimilation; 3'-phosphoadenosine 5'-phosphosulfate biosynthetic process. The record is from RefSeq and is a predicted model, not a curated record. Bases 618 to 2573 code for a protein of 651 amino acids. The transcript is spliced from 5 exons. Lineage: Eukaryota; Metazoa; Arthropoda; Insecta; Diptera; Muscidae. Gene Ontology annotation, molecular function: adenylylsulfate kinase activity; ATP binding; sulfate adenylyltransferase (ATP) activity.
UAAGCUGCAGUCUCUAUUGUACACGACACUAGUAAUGUACGAAAUAUCGCACUGCAAUCAACGUUCUCUCUUUUGCUCGGCACGCGACGCUUUAGUGACAGUUAACGGGUUAUAGAUUGUGUGCGGAAGUAAACCCAUUGUGUUAAGUUUGAAGAAGAAAGGGAAGCUCAAGAAAAACACUUUAAUAAAAACUACCAAAUCCCAAAAAUAAAUAUAAACAAACAAGAAAUAUCAUUUCACAAGACCACCAAUACAACCGCAACAACAACCACGGCAGCGGCUAUUAGCUGUGCCGCUCUGGCCUGAACAACAAGUUGAUUGUAACCGCUUGCCUGGCAGACAACUACUCUUUAAUUUUAGUUGAGAUUUUUGUGAAAGUUUUCUCUUGUUAUUGUUGCCUCGCAUACAGUUUAUUUGGCGUUUUCGCUUGUUGCGGUGGCAUUGCAGCUCUCACAUGUGUUAACUUUAGUAUUGUUUGAUGGUUUUUAAUAAUUAUUGACAAUACAUAUUUGUUUAAAAAAAAAAGAAAAAAGUGUUAAAAAGUGAGUUAGAGUUAAUUCUUUACGUCAAUCUUUUUCCCUAAACGGCUGCAUACAUAAGACGUCAUUGAAAACAGAAUGUUUGCAAAACGCUCGCUUCUUUUGAAUAAUAUAAAUAUUCAUAAUAACAACAACAAUACAGAGGAAACCAAUGGCAAAUGCCACCAUGAUCAUGAUAAAUGCCUAGACACGUGUUUACAAGUCGCCACAAAUGUGACCGAGCAAAAACAUCACAUUACCCGAGAGGUACGAGGUAAAAAUUUAGGUCUAUGCCGUGGAUUUCGUGGCUGCACCGUUUGGCUGACGGGUUUGAGUGGAGCUGGUAAAACUUCCAUAGCUUUUGAAUUGGAAGCCUACUUAGUGUCCAGAGGCAUACCAGCCUAUGGCCUCGAUGGUGAUAACAUACGCACAGGUCUAAAUAAAAAUCUAGGCUUUACGCCAGCCGAUCGCGAAGAGAAUAUUCGACGUGUAGGCGAAGUCGCCAAGUUGUUUGCCGACAGUGGUGUAGUGGCAAUAUGCAGUUUUGUCUCUCCCUUUGCCGAUGACCGUGAGAUGGCACGAAAAAUACACAAAGAUGCCGAUUUGAAGUUUUACGAAAUAUUCGUUGACACCCCUUUGUCGGUAUGUGAGUCGCGCGAUGUCAAGGGUCUGUACAAAAAGGCUCGCGAGGGUGUAAUCAAGGGUUUUACAGGCAUUACACAGGAAUAUGAAAAGCCCGAUAACCCCGAAUUGGUAGUGAGUACCGAUGGUUUCACCAUCAAGGAGUCAACACAAAAAGUCAUAGGCCUGUUGGAGGAGGAAGGGAUUAUACCUAAAACUCUGCGUGAUAUAGAAACACUGCCCGAGCUCUAUGUACUACCUUCGGUGAAGGAAGCGAUCUUAAAUGAAGCCAAGUCUUUGCCCUCAGUGCCAAUAACCGAAGUUGAAUUGCAAUGGGUGCAAGUUUUGGCAGAAGGAUGGGCAUAUCCCUUAAAAGGAUUUAUGCGUGAAGAUGAAUACCUACAGACCUUACAUUUCAAUUCGAUAUUAAGCGAAGAUGGAGCAUUUCGUGAGAAUCAAUCAGUGCCGAUCGUGCUGUCCGUAACGGAAGAGAUGAAAAACAAAUUGGAUGGGAUUUCAGCCAUAACACUGACACAUGAUGGCAAACCAGUGGCUAUUCUGAGGAAGCCAGAAUUCUACUAUCAACGCAAAGAAGAACGUUUGAGCCGCCAAUUUGGCACAUGUAAUCCCAAUCAUCCUUAUAUAAAGAUGGUGCUUGAAUCUGGUGAUUAUCUUGUGGGUGGUGAUUUAGAUGUCAUCGAACGAAUUCAAUGGAAUGAUGGUUUGGAUCAAUAUCGGCUCACCCCAAAUGAGUUAAGGCAGAGAUUUACUGAAAUGAAUGCUGAUGCUAUUUUCGCAUUCCAACUUCGUAAUCCCAUACACAAUGGCCAUGCAUUGCUGAUGCAGGACACAAAACGUCAAUUGCUGGAACGAGGUUUCAAGAAACCCGUUCUUCUCUUGCAUCCCCUGGGUGGUUGGACAAAGGAUGAUGAUGUACCACUGCCAGUGCGUAUGGCUCAACAUCAGGCUGUACUUGAUUCGGGUGUAUUAAAUCGUGAGGACACAGUUUUGGCGAUAUUCCCCUCGCCCAUGAUGUAUGCCGGUCCCACUGAGGUGCAAUGGCAUGCUAAGGCCCGCAUGAAUGCUGGAGCGAAUUUCUAUAUUGUGGGCCGUGAUCCGGCUGGCAUGCCCCAUCCCGAUAAAGGAUUAUAUCCCGAUGGUAACUUGUAUGAUGCUACACAUGGCGCACGAGUACUUAAAAUGGCUCAAGGUUUGGAUAGUAUGGAGAUUUUACCCUUCCGCGUUGCUGCUUAUGAUAAAAGCGUUUCACGCAUGGCCUUUUUUGAACCCAAACGUAAAGAUGACUUCGAAUUUAUAUCAGGCACAAAAAUGCGCACACUUGCCAAGACCGGCAUAAGUCCACCUGAUGGCUUUAUGGAGCCCAAGGCGUGGAAAAUCUUAGCCGAAUAUUAUCAGUCCUUAUCAAAACAAUAGUGUUAGUUUCAGACAUUCUGCCUGCCGCCCGAAAAGUGUUAUGCCAGAUGUAAACAAUCUAUUUACAAAACGUUUAUAUAAAAACAAGUAUCGUUAUCGUUUAAGUGCAAUUCUUUUCUAAAAAAAAAAAAACAAAAACAUGAAAAGUUUUUUAAGGAAAACACAACAACAUCGACUAUUUUAUAAUGUAUGCUCUUCCUAUUUUUACAUUACCAUUAGCUUUAAGUGAACCAUAGUUGUGUUUGUUCUUCUUGUCUAGUUAAAUUGAAAUCGUCAUAAAGUCAGUCAGGAAAGUCAGAAUCUGCAAAAUAUCUAAUUACUUUGCGUUUUUUUUUUUGCGAAGUGCUCUUUUUUUGUAGUUUUAUAUUUAAAUAUUUAUUGGUUUUUAUGCACAUGGAAUUCUUUGCGUUUUCUAUUCAUUGUAUUUUCGUCAAAUUUAAAUAUCAAGGUAUUACUAUGAAACUGUCCACACUACAACAUAAAUAUAGAAACAAAUUUAUAAAAUUCGAUUUUAUAACGUUUUAAAAUCAGGAUCCAAUUCAAAAACCAAUUCACACAAAUGUUCCCUGGUUACUUAAACGCAUGGAGUCGGUUCAUCUUGAGGAGACAUUUAACUUUUAAGGCGAUAUUUAUGUUUAAAGGCGUGCAUAUAUAACGUCCAAUUUUCCUAUCUUAUUUGGCAUUUUUGCAAAAUGCAACUAAAUGGCUGGUACUAUGUUCGUUUUUCGCGAAAUUUUUUCGUGAUUACUUUUUUUUAUAUAAUAGAUUUUGAAGGAAAAAAAAAACUUGCUGAUUUCAUUCAGUAGGACAUUCCCUCAUUACUUAUGAAAAAAAUCUUCAUAAAAGUAUUAUGUUUUCAUUGAGAUUUUUGUAGUGUUUCCAAAUAGUUACCGUGACAAAUUUGUGUGUUUCAACUGUGGAAAACGAAUAUAGUACCAGCCUUUAUGUCGUAUUUUUGAAUUUGUUCCAUACAGUCCAGUAUAAAAAACAAACACUUGCAAAGGACUAUGAGGAACGCUGUAUUUUCUUGUGUGCGUGUGUACAUAUAAUACUAUAUAUUAACUAGUGUAUCUAAUACCAUAUCUGUUACAGUUUUAUAAAUAAAAAUUUUAUUAUUAAACAACUUCAACAA